GCACCUUUUUUGUGAAUUAAACGACUGUUUUGUUGCAGGAUCUAUUGGAUAGGAUAUUUCGGCUUUUCGACACCGAGAAGAAGGACUACCUGGUGCAGCAAGACUGGAUUGAGUAUUUGAAAGGAAGACUCACGUGAGGAGGAGAAGCAGCUGGAUUUCAUCGAGCAGGUGGAGAGCGUGGCAUAUGUCCUGGUGGGCAGCGGCGAGCUCACGCCGCACGCCUUCCGACAGAUUUUGCAGAACAAAGUGGUGACGAACAAACUCUUCCGCGUGCUUGACACGGAUGGUGACGGCUACGCCACAGCUGAUGAGGUCAUGGAGUUCCUGUCAGGAGUCUCCAGCAGCAGGCCGCGGGCGGGCUUCGACAAACACAGUGUCGACAGACUGGAACAACUCUUCAAGGAGACCGUUGGUGAAGAAAAGGAGAUCACCAGAGAUCAGUUCAGAAAGAUAUUGGUGUCCAAAAAUCCGUUCUUCACGGAGCGCGUGUUCCAAAUCUUCGACGAGGACGACUCGGGCGCCAUCUCACUGCAGGAGUUCAUUGCGGCGGUGCACCGCUUCGCAGGACAGACGCCUGAUGACAAGAUUCGGUUCCUGUUCGAGGUCUACGAUUUGGAUGGCGACGGCCUCAUCCAGCACAGAGAACUACAGCACGUAAUGCGAGCCUGCAUGGAGGAGAACGGCAUGCAGUUCAGUGACGAACAGCUGCUCGAGCUCACGGGCGCCAUGUUUGAAGACGCGGAUACUGAGAACAGAGGCGCCAUCACUUUUGAGGCGUUGAGGCAUCAGCUGUCCAAGCACGACGGUCUUUUGGAGAAUUUGUCUAUUAGUGAGUUCAGCAACGAGCAGCUGCUUGAGUUGACGGGCGCCAUGUUUGAGGACGCGGAUACGGAGAACAGAGGCGCUAUCACUUUUAAAGCGUUGAGGCAUCAGCUGUCGAAGCACGACGGGCUUUUGGAGAAUCUGUCCAUCAGCACUCAGGCAUCAGCUGUAGAAGCAUCAGGGGCUUUUGGAGAAAUUGUCCAUCAAGUAAGUAAGCAGUACAGCAAAGAGCAGCUGCUUGAGCCCACGGGAGCCAUAUUCGAGGAACAGGGGCGCCAUCACGUUUGA
This is a messenger RNA of Ostrinia furnacalis (Asian corn borer), 1110 nucleotides long. RefSeq names its product calcineurin subunit B-like. The coding region runs from base 316 to 1110 and encodes 264 amino acids. Gene Ontology annotation, molecular function: calcium ion binding; kinase binding. The record is from RefSeq and is a predicted model, not a curated record. Lineage: Eukaryota; Metazoa; Arthropoda; Insecta; Lepidoptera; Crambidae. The transcript is spliced from 8 exons. Gene Ontology annotation, biological process: calcium-mediated signaling.